UACCAUUGUACUUCCUUCUAUGUCAAAGCUCUCUCCAUGUCCAGCUGCGUAUCACUUUUUGGCAGGUUAUGAGGAUGGAAAAUUUGUACCUGCCUACAGCAGGGGCCCUUCACCUAUUCAUCCGCUCGAACUCUCGAAGGCACUGCUUUCACAGUUAAAAGAAAAUGACAUCCCAUCUUUCCUAAGCAAUGUAAAGGAUGGUGGAAAGCACAUGACUGACAACAGGCUUGUUGAACUGGAGGUGUCAACCUUAUCCAAUAACUUGCCAGAGGGCAAACUAGCAUCUGCUGUUCCUAAAGUCGGAGAAAAGGGAAGUACAAGAGGUUUAUAUCAGGUAUAUUCCAGGAAUUACCUGAAGAAUUCUGCUUCUGAGAUUCCCUUGAAGCUGGAAUUCUCAAGCACUUGUAGCAGAUCCGCAUUUUAGCUGAAAUUGUCAGAAUAAUGCAAAUGAUCUUUAACCUGAUCUUCAGUCAAGCAGAUUUCAAUUUACCAAUUUUGUUGUCCAAACAGUUUAUGCACACAAACUAUAAUUGAGGUAAUAAUUUAUCUCUAAUUAUUUUGCAUUAUUUGCGACUGG
Molecule: messenger RNA, 577 nt
Organism: Elaeis guineensis (African oil palm)
Lineage: Eukaryota; Viridiplantae; Streptophyta; Magnoliopsida; Arecales; Arecaceae
Source: RefSeq, a predicted model, not a curated record